AUGUUUUUUAGAACUGAAUCUAUAUCCAGUUGGCCUGAAGGUUUUCUUUCUGUGAAUAUCUGUCUGAAAGCUUGUCCUUGCAAAAUGAACAAACUUCCAACUGUAACAGAGAACAGUACUCCUGUAGUGAGUACAAACCAGAUGAUAGGUAUAAACCAGGCACAAAUGGGUCUGCGACCGGUAAUUCCUACUACCCAAGUCCCAACACCUGUUAAUUCAUCCACUGCAGAAAGCAAGGUGCUUGAUAGACGUCGUCUGCAAGAACUUGUCAAAGAAGUAGAUCCCCUUGAACAGCUUGAUGAAGAUGUUGAAGAGGUUUUGCUACAAAUUGCAGAUGAUUUCAUUGAGAAUGUUGUUACAGCUGCCUGUCAAAUUGCUAAACACAGAAAAUCCAAUGUUCUUGAAGUGAAGGACGUUCAAUUACAUUUAGAGCGAAAUUGGAAUAUGUGGAUUCCAGGUUUUGGUUCAGAAGAUUUAAGGCCUUAUAAAAAAGCUGUUGUUACCGAUGCUCACAAACAGAGAAUGGCUCUUAUCAAGAAGACAUUAAAAAAAUACUGA
This is a messenger RNA of Acanthosepion pharaonis, 558 nucleotides long. The record is from the annotation of a GenBank genome assembly. Lineage: Eukaryota; Metazoa; Mollusca; Cephalopoda; Sepiida; Sepiidae.